UUUUUCCUCUCGCCCUUUCCGCGCUGCAACCGCCAAAUUUUCUUUCGAGCCGAGCUGGCCCGCGGCGCAGCACGUGGGGGUGAUUCGCUCUAUCUUCUCUUCCUCCAGCCGCCAGGAAGCUGGAUUCUCUGUGAGCUCGUGCGCACUGAUUGCGCGCGUGACGGCAGCCUAAUCAGGUUAUUGAUUCUCCUGAUCGUAGUAGCGCUCAAUUUCGACGGAGCAUCCCAGGGCCGGCUGCCGUUUGAGUCCUGCGGUUGCAGGAGCAGCCGGCUAUUCUUUCACAAGAAAAAGAGCAGUCGAUUAUUCUCCUUCUCGGGAUAUCCGUUCCUGUGUUGGUUUGGAUUGGGAGGAGAGGAGAUGAUGCGGCGCUGCGUCUCGGAGCUAGCCCGCCGGCGGCGGCUGGAUAAUGUGGUUGAUACUAUGAAGGUAGGAUUCCAAUAUUUAGCCAAUGUUUCCUCUCCAACAAGAGCUACUGACAGUCAGAGGGGCUCAAAUGCAUAUGCAACUUUGUGCGCUACUGAUCCAGAUAUUGUAUCAAGAGAAACAUCAUCAUCAGAAAUGCUUGUUGAUUCAUUCGGGAGGUUUCACAAUUACUUGAGGAUCUCCUUGACUGAGCGCUGUAAUCUGAGGUGCCAAUACUGUAUGCCUGCUGAAGGAGUUGAACUAACACCGAGGUCGGAGCUUCUAUCACAUGAUGAGAUAAUUCGAAUUGCUGACCUUUUUGUUACCUCUGGCGUGGAUAAGAUUCGAUUAACUGGUGGAGAGCCUACCAUAAGAAAAGAUAUUGAAGACAUUUGCUUACAUCUUUCUGGUUUGAAGGGGCUAAAAACACUUGCAAUGACUACAAAUGGAAUUGUUCUUUCUAAGAAACUCCCCAAAUUGAAAGAAUGUGGCCUCAACGCCUUAAAUAUAAGUUUAGAUACACUAGUACCUGCAAAGUUUGAGUUCAUGACAAGGCGCAAAGGGCACUCAAAGGUCAUGGAAUCAAUAGAUGCCGCUGUAGAACUUGGAUAUAACCCUGUGAAGGUCAAUUGUGUUGUCAUGCGUGGCAUGAAUGAUGAUGAGAUCUGUAAUUUUGUUGAAUUGACGAGACACAAGCCCAUCAAUGUGAGAUUUAUUGAGUUUAUGCCAUUCGAUGGUAAUGUUUGGAAUGUGAAGAAGCUAGUUCCUUAUGCAGAGAUGUUGGACAAAGUGCGGCAAAGUUAUACAGGUGUAGAGAGACUUCAAGAUCACCCAACAGAUACUGCAAAGAAUUUCAGGAUUGAUGGACAUGUCGGGACAAUUUCAUUUAUUACAUCAAUGACAGAGCAUUUUUGUGCUGGCUGCAAUAGACUACGGUUGUUGGCUGAUGGAAACUUCAAGGUGUGCUUAUUUGGCCCCUCAGAGGUUUUACAGAGAUACAUUACAAGUUUAUCGGGUAUAGCAUGUUUGUGGAUGAGUUCCCGUAGACCACUCAAUAUAAAAACAUUUGAGUACAGUUAUCCUGAUAUACAGGUGAGUUUAAGAGAGCCCAUCCGUGCUGGUGUUGAUGAUGCUGGACUAAAGGAGAUAAUUGGUGCUGCGAUUAAAAGGAAGAAAGCUAAACACGCUGGGAUGUUUGAUAUUGCCAAGACAGCGAAUAGACCAAUGAUACAUAUAGGUGGCUGAGAUCUCUGCUUACAUGAGACUCAAAAUGAAUUGUCAACUCAACUGCUGGUAGUUUUUACGGACAGACUACAAAAAUAAGUUCUCCGACGGAAUGGAGCAACAGAGAAAGCUAGCCAGUUGUGAAAGAUUGAUACGUGAACAACAUUUCAGAACCUCACACUGAUCCGUGUUCAUGUCAUCAUGUGCCAAAGUGCUUUGGUUAUAUGUCUUGUAUGCAAAAAUAUCAAGUUGUGUUACUACUCUGUUGUAAGCUCUUACAGAUUCUGAAUUACCUACGUUGUCUUCUUGCUGGCUCAACAUUACUACUACAGUGGCAAUCACGAGUUCAAUCA
Molecule: messenger RNA, 1979 nt
Organism: Panicum virgatum (switchgrass)
Lineage: Eukaryota; Viridiplantae; Streptophyta; Magnoliopsida; Poales; Poaceae
Product: GTP 3',8-cyclase, mitochondrial-like
Exons: 8
Coding region: 358-1647 (429 amino acids)
Biological process (GO): Mo-molybdopterin cofactor biosynthetic process
Molecular function (GO): cyclic pyranopterin monophosphate synthase activity; metal ion binding; GTP 3',8'-cyclase activity
Source: RefSeq, a predicted model, not a curated record